This is a messenger RNA of Mytilus californianus (California mussel), 10784 nucleotides long. Its product is annotated as arf-GAP with SH3 domain, ANK repeat and PH domain-containing protein 2-like. Bases 84 to 3068 code for a protein of 994 amino acids. The transcript is spliced from 29 exons. Gene Ontology annotation, molecular function: protein binding; GTPase activator activity. NCBI's taxonomy places the organism in Eukaryota, Metazoa, Mollusca, Bivalvia, Mytilida, Mytilidae. Gene Ontology annotation, biological process: positive regulation of GTPase activity. Gene Ontology annotation, cellular component: cytoplasm. The record is from RefSeq and is a predicted model, not a curated record.
UUGAAUCGACAAGUGGGACAAGUUCACUUCCUGUGAUAUGAAAACUUCCUAAAUGUUCCAACAGAAGCGUUAAAAAUAUUGAAAUGCCCGAGCAAAUAAGCGUCUCGGACUUUCUACAAGAAACAUGGGACGACUACAAAUCUCCGACGACAUCGUCUUUCACGAAAAGGUUGUCGCAGUGUCGAAACACAGUGAACACAUUAGAGGAAAAAUUAGAUGUAGACAGAAGCAGUGUGUCAAAGAUGAAGAAGUCAGUCAAAGCUUUAUACAACUCCAUCAAAAAGCAUGUAGAAAAUGAAGAAACUUUAGCUGAGAACAUUGAACAUGUUGGAGAAAGUCAGUUGGAACAAGAACCUUGUGUCGAUGAUGCAUUUAACAAAUUUUCUACAGUCACCAAAGAAUUGUCAGGUUCUAUGAAUGAAUUGGUAUCCAAGUUACACAGUAUGCUGUUAUUUCCUCUUGACACAUUCCUCAAAAAUGACUUAAAAGGUGUGAAAGGUGACCUGAGGAAACCCUUAGAUAAAACCUGGAAAGACUAUGAAACUAAAUUUUCAAAGAUAGAGAAAGAGAAGAGACAAUUGGCAAAAGAAGUUGGAAUGACAAGGGAGACAAUCACAGGAGCAGAGAUUGCUGAAGAAAUGGAAAAAGAAAGAAAAGUAUUUCAACUUCAGUUGUGUGAGUACUUAAUACGAGUGAAUGAAAUCAAGACAAAGAAAGGUGUGGACUUGCUGCUGCAUUUAGUAGACUACUAUCGUGCAUUGACAAUGUUCUUCCAAGAAGGACUUAAAACCAUUAAUCACUUCCAGUCGUUCAUAGAUAAGCUAGUUCAUCAACUAGAGACAAUCAAACGCACCCAGAAUCAGGAAAGGAAUGAGCUUGUCAAACUCAGGGAUGCCCUUAAAGGUUCAAUGGCAUCCUAUAAGGAACCUGCAGCCAAUAAAGUAUCAAGUGGGUAUUCCCUUCACCAGUUACAAGGCAAUAAAAUGCAUGGUUUUGAGAAGGAGGGAAACCUACUUAAAAAGAGUGAGGGAAGAAUGAAGAGAAUAUGGCAGAAGAGAAAAUGUAGGAUUGUCAAUGGUAUAAUGUCAAUAGGUCAUUCUGAUGAGAGUAAAGACCCGGUGAAACUAAAUCUACUUACUUGCCAGGUUAAGUUAGUUCAUGAUGAUCCUGGUAAAAAGUGUUUUGAUCUAGUCUCUCAAAACAGAACUUAUCAUUUCCAAGCUGAGGAUGAGGAUAGUAUGAAAGAGUGGAUAUCUGUUUUAAAUAAUGCCAAAGAACAAGUAUUAAUGAAAGCUUUUCACGACAACACAAAUUCUCCCUGUAUAAACCAAAAUGUUAAAGAACUGACAGGGAGUAUUCUACAAAUUGUUAAAAGGUUGCCUGGCAACAACGUCUGCUGUGACUGCAAUGCAAAAGAUCCCGAGUGGCUGUCAACAAAUUUAGGUGUAUUAAUCUGUUUAGAAUGCUGUGGUAUCCACAGACAGUUAGGUGUACAUAUUUCUAGAACUCAGAGUAUUGUUAUAGAUGAAUUAGGAACCUCACAAUUACUGCUGGCCAGAGUGGUAGGGAACCAAAACUUUAAUGAAAUAGUGGAAGCUAAAGUAGAUUCUUCUAUGAAACUGAAACCUUCUAGUCCUAUGGAAGAAAGACUCCAUUAUAUUAAGGCUAAAUAUGAACAACAUAAAUAUGUAAUAAUAACCAGCACAGACAAGGAAGACCUUAAACAGGACUUAAAGCAGGCAAUAAUACAGCAAGAUAUAGGAGCUUUAAUUCAGGUCUAUGCAGAGGGAGCUGAUCUAAUGACAGAACUGCCAGAUGAUGAAAAUUCAGGGACAGCACUUCACUUAGCAAUAGAGAAAGAAGAUGGGUACUCAUUGCAUAUCGUAGACUUCAUUGUACAGAAUAGUCAUUUAGCUAGUUUAGGUCAUAAAAACAAACAAGGCAAUACCGUUUUACAUUUGUGUUCAUUGUUAAAUAAAACCGAGUGUAUGAAACUGAUUCUACGCACCCAGCCUGAGCUUGCCAAUGUAGAAAACAACGAUAGUCAGACACCACUGGAUAUUGCUAAGGAGAAUAAUCACGAGAAUUGUAUUGAUUUGUUGAAAGCAGCUUUACAAGGCAGGAAGGAUGUGUUUGGCAAUGUCAAUGUUGACUGGGAUCUAACAUAUGAAGAACAUUUUGGUGAAGACCAAGGCUACAGUGAUGAUGAUCUUGAGAGUACACCAGAAAGGAAUAGUAAAAAUAGGUCACGACCACCUAGUUUAGUCACUGGUGCUAGUACAUUAGAAUUAACAAGCAACCAAAAGGAAGGUUUAGAUGCAAGAGAUCGUGCUUUAUCACAAUCACAGGCUUUAUACAUGAAACCCAAAAAGUUUACCCAUACUAGACAAAGGAGCAGUAUAAGGAGUAAUUUUGCCGUGAAUAAUGCAAAUUUGGCAAAUAUCACAGCUUCUCAGCCAAACUUAGCCAUGAAUUCUUCAACCAAUCAUCAUGAUUCUCUACAGUCACAUGACAAGAUAUCACCAAGUGGUAAUGGCCCACCCCUGCCACCAAGAAUGAAGAAACCUCCACCACCGCCACCAAGUGACAAAAAGCAUGCAAGAAACAAAUCUGAGCCUUUCCCUGCAGAGGUCAUUCAUAGGCGGUCAAUCUCUGACCCACCAUCUAGACCUCCACCUCCAGAGUUUAGGAAAACGAUUGCUUUAUCAUCUAGACCCUCACCACCUCCAGACAUAGAUAAAACAGGAAUAGGAGGGACCCCUUCACCAAGACCAAGGGCCAAGUCCAACAGUGAUGACUCCAAGUCAUCAGGGACAGAAACACCGCCAUUACCAUUACCUCGCAAGAUUGUUGAGCAUCAGAAUGAAUUGAAGAAGACACCAGUUGGUCAGAAGUUUCAGGCAUUAUUUGAUUGUGAUGCAGACAAUGAUGAUGAAUUGACUUUUGCAGAAGGGGAGAUAAUCCUUGUAUUGAGAGAAGAGGAAGAUGAUUGGUGGGAAGGAGAGAUAGAAGGUCAUCCAGAGAGAAGAGGACUUUUCCCCAAAACUUUUGUACAACCAAUGUCCUAGCAUCAGUAUCACUUUGGUGUAUAUUAUUUAGAUAUACUUAGGUAGUGCUUCUUGUUGUACCACCUGUAUUGAAUUCAUUCAUUUUGGUUAAGACCAUUCAAGAAAUAUUUUUUGUCACUCAAAACACAGCAAUGCGUCUCCGAAAUAUGAUGUGUACAUUUAUUUUUAUAGUUCAGAAUGUUUAUUUACAAAAAAUGAAAAGAUGUACCAAUGUUCAGCAUAGAGCAUAUGAAAUGCAAUAUGGUGUCAGAAUAUCUUAUAGAAUAAAAAAAUAUGUAACUUUAAAAUUAAACUAGAUCUGACCACUUGCAAGAAAACGUGUGUAAGAUGGGGGUAUUUUGGGUUUAAGGUGUUACAUGUACAUUAUUUUUAUGUUGGCUUUGUGAUUAAGGUCAAAUAUCAGAGAGAAUUUCUUAAGGAAGGUGAUACAACAAGAAUUGCACUUAUACAUGAUAAAUAUCGAGACAUAACCAUAAUAUGAAAACCUCUUUGUUUCUAUGUAUACAGAGUAUUAAAGAAUUGGAGAGAAAAGUAUUUCUACACAAUGGAUAGUCUCAUGGACGCUGAAUGUUUUUGCAUAAUAUUUAUUCUUUAUAAAAUUUGCUUUUCACAAAUGGCUUAAUUCUGUUAAUUUGUAAAAAAAACAAAAAAAUUGAAAGCAGUUUGCAGUACUAAUAGUGCUACAUUUUUGUAUUUUAUAUUGAGUAGAGACUGUGUCCUCAAUUUUCAUGCUUGUUUGUUCCAUGGCAAAAAUUUGAUUGAAUGGCCAUUUUUUUAAUCAUUACAAUGUAAUGAUAUUGUACAGAUUAUAUUUGAAAACAAAUUUAUUUAUAGUUAAUAUAUAAUAUAUUCCUGUGCGAAGAUAUCAGAUCAGGACUGUCCUGCCAGGGAACAGUUAUCAGUAUUAGAAUUUAUUUUCAGAGCUCAGCUUAUGUGUGCCUUGGUUUGCUUUGGGUAUUAUUUAAUAAUUUUUUCUUUUCAUUUUCUAACAAAUUUUGUAGGAAGAAGUUCUUAUUUUUUAGCCUCAUAAAGAUUAAAAGAUAAAAAUAAAUGGGGGUUACUGUUCAUAACUAAAUUUAAAUUUAAAACAUUGUUUAAUGUUCAACCAUAGGUAAGGAAAGAUAUAACCAAAAUAUUUCUUUCAAAUCUUCUUUUUCCCUAGCCUGAAAUUGUUCAAAAGUUAAGUUUAAGCGGAAUAGGUUGAAAAUGCAGAUUACUUACCCCUUAUCUCGUCAGCUUUUAAAUUUGUAUAUUUUAUUACUUCUUUUUAAGGCUACAAUUAAGUACAUAAUAAAUGGCUCCAGUUAUCAUUAGAUACUAAUUUUAUGUUGUGUGACUGCUAUGAUUGACAUUUAUUCAAAAGCAAUCAUAUAACACUUUUUUUCAUUGGCUACUGUUUACCAUGAAAUCAACAAUUGAUAUCUUGUAGUAAAGGAGUGAGCUGCCAUAUUGAAUUCCUGAAACUAAACAUAAUCAAUUAUUAUGAUGUAAAUGAAAGUGAAACAUUGCCUACCUCAAAAACAUAGUUUUAAUGAAAUAUCCAAAAUUGAAGCAUACGCAUAAUAAAAUAAUGCAAGCCUGAAAGGUCUUAUUCUUAUAAUGCCAUGUUUUGUCUCAAUAUUAAUUCAUUCAAAUUUAUCACAAAAUUUUGCUGAAGCUUUUUAUUUGUUAUUUUGUACCGUUUUCAAAACUUAGUGGAAUAAUUUCUAUAAUAAUACAUUAGAAUAGGAAUAACAGUACACUGUUUUAAGAGUUGCCAUCCAUCAAUUUGGGAUUUGAAAGUUGUAAAUAAUUAAGACCAGUUUGGUACAAAACAAGCACUUUUUGAUUGUGAUUUCAAAUGUGUUCUUUCAUGGCGGUAAAAAAAUACAGCAAAAUAUCUUAUUCCCUGCCCAUGUGUAUAAGCUUGAAAUUUGUACCCUGAUAAAAUACUUAAUAAGUAAUGGAAAAAAAGAUAUUUUAUUGUUUUAUUAUUUUUCCUGUAAUGCUUAUGUUUACAAUAGUUGUAAUGUUAAUUACAUAGAAAAGUUCUUAUUCAUGAAUUUUCUGUUUUACAUAAUUUUAUUUAAAUUGUAUAUGGCAGAGGCGAAGGAUGCUGCAUUUCUAGUAGAAUAGUAUGUUUGUCAAAUUCCAAAUUAGGAAUCAAACAUGGUGAAGUGAUUUACUUAAGGUGCAGCAGGAUAACCACAAGUUAAUUUUACAUUCACUUUUCUUCUAAUAAUUUAAGUCAUAGUAAAACUUUGCAAAGUAUACCGGUAAAAUAUCAGUGCAAUAUUCUAUUUUUAGCAUAAUCAGUUAGUCUAGAUUUCAAUAUUAUCAGUCAUUGACAUGUCAAUCAAAAACAUAUACAUACAUUAGUAUAAUACCGUUUAACAGUUUGUUUUCAUGGAGUUUGAAUUUCUCAAUUUCCAAUGCAGAACUAGUUUGCAAGGUUUUAUUUUCAUGUUUUUCUCAAUCUGUCUAUGAUUUUCCCAUAAAACAAAAUUACUAGGAGAUAUAUAUAUUGCGAAACUAGCAUGAAAUCUUUCAUUGAGAUGAAUCAUGUAGAAUCCUUGGAAGAUUGUUCUGAAAAUCAAAUCUCAAUCCUUUAUAUAAUUUGUUUUCCAGAAUCUGAUGAAUUAUGGGUAAUUUCAUUGUUCAUACACUAAAAUAUAAUGAUGCUACUGUAGAUCCAUUUAUUUUCGUGGGUUUAGGAAAAUAUUUAUUUGUGGAUAUUUAGAUGCAUGUUUUUUUUUUUAAAUUCUGCAUACAACUUACAAGCAUAGGUAAAGAAAAAAUAUACUUUUUUAAAUUUGAGGUUCAAUAUGCCCAUGAAAAUCAUGAAAAUUGGUUACCCACAAAUGAUAAUGAAUCCACAGUAUGCCAUUGGUGGGCAAUUCAUUGUUUAAGAUGAAGUUAGCAAAAUAUAACAUUUGGUGUAUGCUUUUGUAAAUAUUACCGAAAUGCACUGCACAAGAUUGCACUUCAAAUGAGUUCAGCACUAAUUGAUUCAGAAAAAUUAAGUUGAGAUAUAUAGAUUUGUUAUGGGGCAUCAAAUUAAUUUAAAGUUCUUUUAUUGUUACUAACAAUUUUGAUGUCUUAAUGGUAUAAAAAUAGGAUCUUGGAUUGUUAUCUAGUUAUUAUGAAUCAAGAUAUAACAUUGCGUUAGGGUGAUGGUUAUAGUUAGUUAAGGUUACAGGUCCAUAAUCAAAAUGGCAAACACAUAUUUAUAAAUUUUGAAAUAAAAAAUCAAUCAAUUGAGAAAUUUUAUAUAAAUUUAUUGUUCCUGAAAAGGAAAUACUGUUAAAACCUGUAAAAAUCUUCCAAAGAAAACCAAACAAUUAUUGUUACUGAAUUUUCCUGAGGUUAAUGAAUAUUCGUGAGGUCAGUUAUUGUUUGACAACUACCUUAACAUGAAUUUGAUUACUGAUUAUUUUUAUGCCCAAACUGUAACCAUUGUUAAUAAUUGCUGUGAUUAUAGGUAAUUCAUUCCUUUAUAUGAUCAGAUAUUCCAAAGAAGUUUAUUAUUAUUUUUAGUGGAAAGUGACAUGUUGUCUGUAUAAUGAUACAAGUAAAAACCCAAUAUCCUGUCAAUAGUCAAAUUAUAUGGUUAAAGUCAAUGAAAAUUCACAGGGAAAGAAAAAAAAAGGUUUAUUAGGAUAUUAAAAGACAAAGUAAAGUUUUGAUUUUGGAAGCAUUAUUGAAAUUUUUCCUUAGAGAAAAUUUAAUGGAAAAUAAGGCUGUAAUAUUACGUUGACACCCUAGGACUCAGUUUUUCAUAAUAAAACUGCUUUAAUGCUGUAAUAAAAUCAAAUCUUAUUUCCUUUACAAUAAGUUCAAAUUUGAGUUUAAAGGAGAGCAAGUCAAUAUUUUUUGUGAGGAGAACAUCAAGAAUGUCAAUUUUUGAAAUGUUAUUUUAUUCAUAAAUUCAUCAUAUUAUCUGUUAUAAAUAAAAAGUCCAAAAUUCAUACUACUGACAACAUAGAGUUAUUUGGUGUGGCCUAAUAAGAAUUUUUAUAUAUUGUUAUUGUUUUAAAUAUACACAGCUUUAAAUACAUGUAUACCAAUUUAUAUUAUUAUAUUUGUUUAUCACAACACUUAACAAUCAUUUGAACCAUUUAAUAUAUAUUAUCAAAUAAGUUUUUACUGUGACAGUUUAGUGGAAAUGUUUUUGAAUACACCUUAUCGCUAUUCCCGACUGACCCGAGAAUCUGUCCCGCUUGAACUAUUGACGUCAUACAUCAAUCACUUUUUUAUUGUGGCGUCAGAUAUUUUAUAUUAUGACGUCAAAAUUUUACGGGAACCUGUGUGAUGUCCAGUAAUGGCGGACAAAUAGCGAUAAGGUGUAUUUCACUCAAACUAUAGAUAGGUUUUGAUAUGAUGUAAAUUGAGUUUGAGUUAUCUCCCUUGGCUGUGAUUUUGGAGAGAUGAAUGGUUGAUUUUCUUCUUUGACUAACUAAAUUACAACACGACAUUCGAACAAGUUUGAUAAAAGAUCCUUACUAGAUCAUAGUGAUGAAUUAAGAAAGGCUUCAAGAAAUUAAAAUUGUUCAGAAAACAACUUUUUCUACUGUCAAGCAAUCAAUAUAACAAGAUGAAUUUGGCAGAUUUAUGAAGGAAUUUAUGCAUGUAUACCUCAAACAUGGUGACAAUUGGGAAGUAACUCUUCCUCAAAUUGUAUCAAUCGAAACCUACCAAUACAAAGAUGGUGUUCAGUAGGGUAGAAAUAUAUAAGAUGCACAAUGUAUUUUAUUUAUAUUUAAAGAUCUUACUUCAAUUGUAUAAAUUUUUGAGAGAUUGUUAAUGAUACAAUGUGUGUACAAAUAGGAAUAUAUCAAAUAUUAUAUUGUUAGGGGUAUAUAUUUCUGAUAAAAGGGGGAAAUAUUGGGUAUAUAUUUAUGAUAAAAGGGAGAAAAAUUUUGUAAUCAUUAUUCAAGAUUUAUACAAUAUGUAAAAUCCAAUCAUCCUGACAUGAAUUUCUUAGAAAUGUAUAAUUAGUUCCAAAAUUUUGUCUCUUUGAAAUGGGAAAAUGUUAGGAAAAAAUAUAUAGACGGGUUUAGUUUGGGAGAAAUUUGUCAAUGAUGGUAUAAGUAUAUACUUUGUCUCAUUGUUAUUUGUAUAUUGUUAUGUUAAGAUGUGCAAUAUGUAUAUAUAUAUAUAUCAAUGUCUAUAUGUUUAUGUACAAAUAUGUAUUGAUAUGACCACUCUUAUAGAGAGAUUUUGUUUUAAAACAUUUUAUAUACAGUAUAUCGCUAUUUUUUUCAUGUGCAUUAACAUUUGCUGCAUCCAUGGUUAGCUUAGUUGAACAAAACUCUGAUCUAACAAAAAAAUUCGGUUUCAUUUAAGAUACCUUGGGCAAGACUAAGAUAUGAAUAUUAAACCUUUGCAAUUAUUUUACUGACCAUAUUUCCUUCUAAAUCACAAAAAGAGCUGACACCAAUAAUAUUCAAUUCAUGGUAUUGUACAAGAAAAGUAUAAACAUUUGUCAAUCUAUUUGUAUGUAAAGGGAUUUGACAUAUACUGUAAAUUUAUAAAUUAAAGCAUGCAUUUAUAAUUGUGAAUCCUUGACCACUGGCAAAAAAAGAAGAAUCUAAUCGAUACAAGAUCAAAAAUUUAAUGAAGGAAAAUCACUACUGACAUUAAGAAUGCAAGUUUUUAUUAUUGCGAACUUGAUACAGUCACAUUUUAUGUAUGAUUAAAAAAUUCAAUAAUUUCUGAAUUUACAGUAGUUUUGGAAGUUUGCAUAGGAUCUGUCCACAUUAAAAUUAAUUGCCAUGCAAGUUUAUGGAAUGUGAUUAUUGAAUUCUCUCAAAGAAACACAAUAGGAUGUUAAUUGUAUAUUACCUGUAAAUCUUUCUUGUACAGUUUGUUGUGUGAUCUGUAUGUAAAUUAGAAGUCAUUCAAUUUAGCAAGACCAGAUUUUUUGGGUGUAGUUUUUUCACUGAUUUCUGGAUGCGAAAGAGAUGAUAUCAAAUAAAUAUUUAUGGUUGAAUUAUAAAUAAAUACAAUAAAAGAACGGAUUUCUGCAGUUCCUCUUUGAAGACAUAUUAAUUAUAUGGUAAACAAUUAGUCAUUUUAUAAUCUAAAAGGGUAAAUUCAUUGUUUAACACUAAAAUAAAAAGAAGAUUUGUCUAUUGGUUAGGUAUUAAUUGUAAAGCUUGUCGCUAGCAAGGAACACAGUUUUGCUGUACAAUUUUUCAAAGAUGACCCAGAAUGCAUUUAAUUCUGAAUUGGUGAGUUAGAUUAUUUUCUCAUGCCAUUUUAAGUCUUUUCCUACUAGGGCAGAUUUUGGGUUUUACUACCCGUAGAUUUAGAAUUGAUCUUUGUUAACCAAUUUAGAAAAUAUGCAAUUUACGACAAAAUUGAAUAAUCUCUGAUUUGCACCUUUGGGUGAAUGUAUAGGUUUAUGUAUUCUAUUGAAUAUCUUAUAUAGCAGAUUUAUUAAACUUAUGUACAGGAUGAACAUGUAUAUAUUGUUUCAUAUACAGGAAUUAAAUUGUAAAUACAUGAACACAAUCUAUAUGUUUAAGUAUUGAAUAUGUAAACCUGUCGAAGGAUGAAUAUGCAAAUUAAUAUUUCCUGAACUAGACCUGACGGCACUAAAACCUGUCUAUAAAUGUAGAUUUAAAGAAUAAAACUAAAAUGAAUGAUGUAGACUAAACUUCAUAACACUAUAUUUUGAAAAUUCUAAUUUAACAUAAACUAAAACUUACUAUACUUAAUUUUGUCUUAAAAUUUACUGUUUAAAACUUGCAUGGAGUAACUAUGAAGAUAUCAGAACUUAAGAGGACUGACUUAAGAGUUUGACUAAGACUUGACCCGACUUCACUCAACCUAUGACUGUCUUAAAAUGUCAUGCUCUUUAAGAAUGACAAACAAAAAUCAAAUUAUUUCCCUUUGUUAUAGAAUUUGACAGUCAACCUGUCAAAAUAAGUAUAGAGAAUUUCGAUUUAAACUAUUACAGAAAAAUUUUAACUAUUAUUUGUCAUGAUAGUCUGUUUUCAGUUUCCAAAUAGAGACAAAGUUCUGUAAAUGGUUUAAAUAGUAAUUCAGAUAUGGUAAAAUAUUUUAUUUUAAUUUUUUCAUCAGGCUUUACAAAUAGAAAGGACUUGAUUCAUUAAAGGUGUUUAUAGAAAAUUUUAUGUGUUUCAUUUCUUCCUUUUAGAAAUACUAAAAUAAAAAUGAUUUUGUUAAAAUAAAAUUUUCAAAUUUGAAUUAAGCUGCAGAAAUUUUUAAUGUACUGUUAAUUCAUAAAUUUUUGUAAUGUUUUUAUUAUUGAAAAAUUAUAUCAGAAUAUGUAAUGCAAAAUAAUCACAAUAAUAAAUCUCACAUUUUUUUCCAUUCCUCAAAAAUUGCAAUAAUAGGUGAACAGAAACAUUUCUGAGUUUACAAAUAUACUUCUGGCAGGAAUAUAUUUGGUUCCCCUGUCUUAUUUCAUAAGCCAAACCUGUGUUUAUCAAUUGUCUUGAAACUGAUUAAUUUAUAAAUUUGUGCCAUUGAAAACAGGCAGGAUUUUAGUUGUUAGUCAAAGUUUAGAGUUAAGUUAUCAAAAAGUAGCUUUCUCUUGGUAUCUUCGGCCUCUUUUGUUUUUUUGACACUAAUCUUUUUACACAUGGCUUUGUGAUAGAAAUUAACCAUUGCACCAUUGUAAACAACUAUUUGUAUUUAUCAUCUUUAUGAAUAAUUUAUACAGCUGCCAUACACAUGUGCUAUCAAAUAAAUAUAAUAAUAAUUCUA